AUGAAAAUCGAUGAGUUCGCAUUGCACGUCGGUGGGUCAUCAGCGGAAUUCUAUUGAAACGCAGUAAGCACUUCAGAACCGAGCCAAAUUCUGUCGGAUCGUGAGAUGAACAAGAUCUUCAAGUACCUGGCAGUUUCCGCUCCCGAUCGACCCGCCCUCGUCUACUCGGACCGUCCCCGAUGCCUGAUUUCCAGCACCGAAUACGUGGUCUCUCGAUUUCAAAGAACGGAAAACCGCUGGGGAUUCUGCGGAACAUCCGAUCGAAUUAAGUGAGCAUGAAUUCAACGCCACUGAGAUAAGUGUUAACUUCAGAUUCAUGGUGGACCGUCGGAUAUUCGUGGUUGGAUUUGGAUUGUACGGUGCCAUUUCGGGGCCUCACGAGUACAAGACACAGAUCAAAAUCAUCCACUGCGGAACAAACAAGACGCUUGCCGAGCACGAUACAAGCUUCGUGUGCGACGGAAACUCGCGGCCGUGCAGAGUGUGCUUCAAGGAACCCGUCGAGAUUCUUCCGGGCAUCACUUACAUUGCAGCCGCCCUUAUCAGAGUGAGCGCCGUCAAAUACAACUUCGCUUUAUCGAACUUUUCAGGGGCCCGACUCGUAUUACGGAACAAAAGGUCUCCGUCGCAUCAACAUGGCGGACAGUGACGUGACGUUCCAAUUCACUUACGCCGCCAUGAACAACAAUGGGACGAGUGUGGAAGACGGACAAAUCCCCGAAAUAAUCUACUACACAGGGGCCGAAUAA
Caenorhabditis sp. 36 PRJEB53466 is the source of this 749-nucleotide messenger RNA. Lineage: Eukaryota; Metazoa; Nematoda; Chromadorea; Rhabditida; Rhabditidae. The record is from the annotation of a GenBank genome assembly.